Molecule: messenger RNA, 6225 nt
Organism: Ochotona curzoniae (black-lipped pika)
Lineage: Eukaryota; Metazoa; Chordata; Mammalia; Lagomorpha; Ochotonidae
Gene: SOCS6
Product: suppressor of cytokine signaling 6
Exons: 1
Coding region: 2131-3738 (535 amino acids)
Biological process (GO): regulation of growth; phosphatidylinositol phosphate biosynthetic process; protein ubiquitination
Cellular component (GO): phosphatidylinositol 3-kinase complex
Molecular function (GO): 1-phosphatidylinositol-3-kinase regulator activity
Source: RefSeq, a predicted model, not a curated record
AAAUGGCCUCUCUGUUCCUGCUGUGGGAGACUGAGUAUUGUCCUGCUAACACGGGGCUGACGGGGAAGCCGCUGUUCACUAGGGACUCAACAGUGAUGCGGUGCUAUCUUUUUAACAUUUUCGCUAGGUGGCAUAGUGAAUGACAGGCAAGCCGUACCUCCAGUUGUUCCUUAGAAGAGAGGGGAACUUUGUGAAGAUGCUGUUAUCUCUGUUUGGAUAAAAUAUUCUUUGCUUAAAUGUCUGAAACUUUUUCCUUCGAACCAUUGUAUACAUUGUCAAAUGUGUGUAAACCUAAAUUUUUAAAAUUGCGAAAGCAGUAAAUCUGAUUCAGAGCAUUUACUUAGGCCUGAGACAGAUGGCGAGCCUAUAAAAAGAUGGCGUAUAUUUUUGGAAGUGCAAACAGAAAAAUAGAUACUCUUAAAAAUUGCAGAGCAUCUCUGCCCAGAAGUGUUGGGGGGGACAAAAGACCAUGUGGACCGUGCGAUCUGACGGAACUUUUCAUGGUUUCUGAUUUCUAGGAUUGACUUUUGCUUCUUCAGAAUUAACCCUGAGUUGCAUUUUGAAGUACAGCAUUGCCAGUUUGGGUUCUCUGCUGAGCAUGCCCAGCUUGGUGGAGUCGGUCGAGUUCCAACUUGCUCCGAGUCUGAUUCUGCUCUUAGGGUGUCAUGGCCAUCUGUGGUGGAAGACGUGGUGCUGGGCAAUGAGUUCCUCUGCUUAGCAACUGGUGCUUAAGAGUAACAGAUACUCUGAAUAUUACAAAUAUUCCAUGUAUUUUCACAGCUUCUUCAAUAACAUACUGUGUGAGUCUUGUAUUAUCAUUGUAUUGCCAGUGGGUUUGUAAUACAGUUUAUCCAUUUAUGUCUCUGCCUCUCUUGCUGAACUGGGACCCUAAAUCAUUUCUGCCUCUGCAUAUCCGUACCUAGUGCUGAGCAUGGCGCCAGCCUGUAGCAAGUACGUGUUGACUGUGGUCGGGGUUAGAGCUGUGGUUGUCGGCUAAGGUGUGGAGCGGCACUGACCUGUGGAUGAGAUCAGAAUUUGCUCUUAGUUUUGUUAAUGUUUUGCUCAAGCCUAAGUUAAUGGUUUUGGUGUGGUAGACUACGACCAUAGAAAAAUAAAACAUUAUGCGUAAUUCAAUCAAAAUAUUUUUGUAAGGCAUUAUUACUGUGACCAGCUAAUACGACUUAUAGGACACAUUUUUGUCCAUUUUAGAGGGACUACAGAAUUGACAUUGAAAUCCAACAUUGCAAUAUGGAACAAUGUGCCACAAACAUUUAAAAAGUUUAUUUCGGGACCAGAAGCAAAAAUUUGCCAUGGAAUAUUGUUUUUUGUUGUUGUUUGUUUUAAAACUCCAAAUGAAAAGCAGUCAAUCAUUAGACACAGUCUUCCCAUCCAUAGCCGUCCGCUUCGUCAUCUCCUUACAUGUGGGUCUGAGCUCCUUGCACGUGGGUCUGAGCUCCUUGCACGUUGAUCCGAGCUCCUUGCACGUGGGUCUGAGCUCCGUGAAGGAAGUGUGCUGCUUGUCCUCUAGACACUGUGGCUUUCAUCCUGCGUACCCUGUGGUAUGGCGAAGGGGCACAAUGCUCGCUCUGACGUGGCGGAUGUGUAAAGAUGCUUAGAGUAUUACAGCGCCUGGUGGGUGAGGAGCCAGCUUCCUGCCAGCUCCCAGGUCUUUGCAAGCCUUCCUGGCUGAGUGCGGGUGCUUGCAGCAGAAGGAGACCCUGAGAACUGGGAUGCAGAAUGGCUGUGCAAGCUCUGGCCUGCUCGUGAAGGAUGAAACAGAAAGCCUUGGUGCCAGCAGAAAGGAAGGCCGAUUGAGAGCCCUUCCUUCACACUGCCAGGUGCCCAUCCUGCUGGAGGCAGCGAGCUGCUGUGCUAGGCAACUGCCAAUCCCUGUCCCACCCCGAGUUGACACUUGGCUGUUGAAAGGCUGAGGGAUAAAAUUGAAUAAAAACACUUGUGGAAGUAUUUUAAUGUGAACCUUUCUUUCUUUCUUUCAUUUUUUUAGAAAAUGCCUCCGAAGUUUAAAUGAAGCUGGAAGGAUGCAUCAAUGCAGCACCACGGGCUCUCCGAAUGUUUGGGGAUAAUAUUCCAGAGAGAAAUUAAUCUUCUUGGAUUAGGUGACUAGUCAUAAUGAAGAAGAUUAGUCUCAAGACCUUUCGGAAAUCAUUUAACUUGAACAAAAGUAAAGACGACUCUGAUUUCAUGGUGGUGCAACCACCGUCCCUGGCCAGUGACUUUGGAAAAGAUGACGCCUUGUUUGGAGGCUGCUACGGUAAAGAGAUGGCCAGCUGUGAUGGCAACAGUGAAGAUGAAAAGGGCGGGAAGAACAGAUCAAAAAGUGAAAGCCUGAUGGGCACCUUGAAGAGGCGGCUUUCUGCCAAACAGAAGCCCAAGGGCAAGGGUAGCUCGCCCGCCGGGGGCGCUGCCAACGAGGACACCUUCUCCUCCUCCUCCGCACCCAUCGUCUUCAAAGACGGCAGAGCUCCGAGGCCCAUCCGCUCCACCUCCCUGCGCAGCCACCACUACAGCCCCACGCCUUGGCCGCUUCGGCCCACCAACUCUGAGGAAACGUGCAUCAAAAUGGAGGUGCGGGUGAAAGCCUUGGUCCAUUCUUCCAGCCCCAGUCCAGCCCUGAAUGGUGUGCGAAAGGAUUUUCAGGACCUUCAGUCUGAAAGUGUGUGCCAAGAGCAGAGCAGCACGCUGAAGGGUUCGGAGUCUCCCAACGGGGACUUGCAUCUUCACCUGGAUGAACAUGUGCCUGUCGUGAUUGGACUCGUGCCUCAGGACUACAUUCAGUACACCGUGCCUUUAGACGAGGGGAUGUACCCCCUGGAAGGAACCCGCGCCUAUUGCCUGGAUGGCUCUUCUCCCAUGGAGGUCUCUGCAGUGCCCCCACCCGUGGGCGGGAGUUCCUUCCCUGAAGACGAGAGUCAGGUAGACCAGGACCUGGUGGUUGCCCCGGAGAUCUUUGUGGAUCAGGCCGUUAACGGCUUGCUGAUCGGCACCACAGGAGUCGUGUUGCAGAGCCCACGAGUGAGUCCUGAUGCCGUCCCCCCACUCUCACCAUUGCUACCUCCAAUGCAGAAUAACCUAAUCCAAAGGAACUUGGGUGGACUCACUGGCACAGAUGCCCACGCGGCCGGAAGCGUGCGCUGUCAUUUGAAUUUUGAUCCCAACUCUGCUCCCGGGGUUGCAGGAGUUUAUGACUCAGUGCAAAGUAGUGGUCCCAUGGUUGUGACAAGCCUUACAGAGGAGCUGAAAAAACUGGCCAAACAAGGGUGGUACUGGGGACCCAUCACACGCUGGGAAGCUGAGGGAAAGCUGGCCAACGUGCCCGACGGGUCCUUUCUCGUUCGGGACAGUUCUGAUGACCGUUACCUCCUAAGCUUGAGCUUUCGGUCCCAUGGCAAAACACUUCACACUAGAAUCGAGCACUCAAAUGGCAGGUUCAGCUUUUACGAACAACCAGAUGUGGAAGGACAUACGUCUAUAGUGGAUCUCAUCGAACAUUCAAUCAGGGACUCUGAGAAUGGAGCUUUUUGUUAUUCAAGGUCUCGGUUGCCUGGAUCUGCCACCUACCCUGUCAGACUGACGAAUCCGGUGUCCCGGUUCAUGCAGGUGCGAUCUUUGCAGUACCUGUGUCGCUUUGUUAUACGUCAGUACACCAGGAUAGACUUAAUUCAGAAACUGCCUUUGCCAAACAAAAUGAAGGAUUACUUACAGGAGAAGCACUACUGAGAGUGGGAACCCUGCAUCUUGCACUUUGGGAAUAAGGAAAGGAGAUUGAAACACAGUUUACAGACUCAUUGCCAUCAGAAUCUUUUUUUUUUUGCUGCCAUCACUAUUUUAGUUUUUAUCUGUAAAACAGUCCUCAGUUUGUUUCGGGGUGGGAACGUGUCUGCAAGGUGUCCUGGUUAAUUUGGGUUCUUUACUAAGGCGAGUCUUGAGGUCGUAGCGGUGUGGAUUGUCUUUCACCAGUGUGCAGAGGGUCGCAAUGUGAAUUGUCAGAUUGUCUGUAACAGCCCCUCCCCCAAACCUUUGCUGCUAUCCACUGUGAUUUUUAUGCAUUCAAAGCACAUUUCAUGUGUAUUCAACCCUAAGUGAAGUGGAAUGAAACUUAGAGAAUGAAAAUUGCUGUUUUUCUAAAUGACUCAUCUUCAAAAGUUGGUGGCAUACGGCAUUUCCAUGAACACGGAGCAGGGUUAAAUCUCACGCUCUCGAAGGGUUUACUUGGAAUUGUGAGUUGGCAGAAUCUUGUAAUGGAAUGCAAAUCUGAAACAUAUCUUUUAUAACACUUUUCUAAAUUAUUUUAAGGUUUGUGGCAAUUUUUUUGAUUGUGAAAAGUUAAAUUUUUCUGUUGCUUUCUUUUCCAUCUUGUAAUUUGUCCAUUGUAAUAAAUGGCCUUACAUUUAAAAAAUCGUAAAGAAAUGUACACCACCAGUUUAGAAAUUGUUGCCUUUUCAAUCACUAAGCUCGGGUACAAAUUGGUGUCAGUUAUAAAGAUGUGCUGAUUUAGAACCAUUAUUAAAGAAAUAUCAGUGGUCGUGGUUUCCUGUGAUGGCAUCGUUUUGGUGUUACCUGUGCUUUCCUUUGGUAAAAUGUUUAAUCGAUGACUUCUUCAGCUUAGUCCCCACUUUCCUGGGUGAACUUGAUUGUACAACUAAUUUUUACGAACGAACUGGAUUCUCGUAUGUCGUUCAAGUUUAUGAAGUUUUAAAUUGACUUGGGUAGAACAAAGACGAUGUUUUAAAGAUGAAUUUAUGCUUUUCUUUUUAUCUCAUUACUUUAUCUCAUCGUGCUAGAUUGGACUACUCAUUCAUUCCCCCACUUCAAAACAGUCCUCAAUGACUUCAGCUGAAAAAUUGUGAAAAUUGUGGCGUGUCCUGUGAGAAUAUUAUUGAAACUAUCAAAUACGCCUACCAUCUAUGCUGCCAUUUAAAAAUAAUUUUUUUGUUUCUUUUUAAAUUUAGCUAAGUCUUAAAUAAUCUGGCAUGAGUAGUCAUUUUGUGUCUUUGAGUUAUAUGUUGGGGAAGUGGGGACAUUAUACCCAGUGAUUUUUAGUUGUCUUGAAAUGCGGAGUGUUGAUUGACUAAAUGAUUCCAUGGCAUGGUGUUUUAGGAUUGCCCCUUCCAGGAAAUGUUCCCAGCUACACAGCUUUAAAAAGGGAAAUGCUUUCAUCUCAGAUGUGAAAACAUUUAAUUUGAGAUGUUUCUUCCUUUCUUUUCUGUCCUACUCCCUUUAAACACUGGCAAGGAGCUUGGAUCAAACUUACUAGCUGUCCUUAAAUGCAAUGCGUAUCCUCAGCUGUUUCUGUUUGUGUUUGAGUUAGAACUGAGACAGUACCAAGAAAAGGCACAUUGUCACCACGUGGUGUUUUGACGGAAGGGGGAAGGUACUUCAUGUUGGUGGAAUGUUUGAUUGUACCUUGCUAUAAAGACUCCUUUCACUUAAGAUGGAAUAUGGAGUAUACUGUAAUACUAUAAUUUAAGUGUUCACUAUAAGCUAUUUGGAUUAAGAACUAUCAGACUAAUGGAAGACAUUUAAACUAUUUUUUUGCAAAACUAUUUAUUUUUAAACAACUUAAAAUAUAUCUAGGGUGAGUUAAAGUCCCUGUGCAUCUAUAUUAGAUGGCGGGUGUCGUUGCAGAGUUACUGUGUGUGAUAAUACAUGUUGAGCUGGCGUCUCCGUGUCCGUCAGAGAUCCACGCACAGGCGUCUCUGGACUGCCCUGAACCUGUCAGGUGACAGCCCGUUCCCCUCGUUUGCUUAAAGUGCUGUGUGCUUUAAGAUCUACCCAUCCACUGUCAAGAUUAUUCUGAUUUUCAUCUAAAUGUUAUCAAAAUUGUGUUGUGUUUUUUAGAGAUUAAAUCUUGAUACCGUUCCGAUUCCACAAGCCAGUUUUUGGUGCAUUUCUGUGUAUUCAUAAAAUAUUUAAAGUCAUUAUCUAUUCUAGUCCAAUUUGAAAUUGUGAGGUUCUGACAGUAUAUGGAUAAAAAUCAGAAUGUUUGCCAAGAAAUGGAACUUGCAAACAGAAAGGUAUAUUGCAUUAGGUUCUUGUUUCGUGUGAAGACAGAGCCAUUGGGCGUAGCGCAAGCUGGAGUCCUGAAGCGCCUGGCCAGUAGUGCAAGCAGGGCAAGUGGGAAGUCUUCAUGCUGUAGUUUGGAGGAAUCAUUGGGCACAGCAGGAAAGUAACUUAGAGGAUACGGACAUAGUCUGAGAGUGCUUC